GCAUGUACUUCCGGUAGAAGAAGCUCAGUCAGCUGUCACAAAGUGAGACAAGAGGAUCGUUCACCGAAGACAAAUAACACCAAAAUGUCUACUUUCCACACCGUCUUCGGUCAAUACACGUUGACUCAGCUCAACGAAAUUCUAGAGGACGAAGAAAAACUUAGCCAAAUGGUACAAGAGCUGGACGAGAUGCAUGAAGUCCAGCAAAGCAAAGAAACAACACUGGUGAACAACAGAACUCUGGCAGAAGACAACCUUGCCCUCCAACCUCAACUGGAGCUCAAGAAAGAGCAGCUGACCAAGAUAUACAGUCGUCUGCAGGAGAGCUUCGAAGCCUAUCAGCUGCGCAAGUCCACCCUAGACCACAAAUCAGGAAACACAUCACUGGACAUUCUGUUGGCUUUGCUGCAGGCGGAGGGAGCCAAAGUCGAAGAGGAAACUGAGAAUAUGGCUGAUUCUUUCCUUGAUGGUGACAUGACCCUGGAUGCCUUCAUUGAUUCCUACCAAAACCAGAGGAAGUUGGCCCACUUGAGGAGGGUGAAGAUCGAGAAGUUGCAGGAGAUAGUGCUGAAAGGCCAGCCGUCACGAUCCGCCUCCCAUUCCCAGGAUAUGUCGGUCGCAGCCAGGCCCUCGUCCUCCGUCCUCCCCGAGGCCGGCAACGGCUUGUCUCCAAUGCUGCAGUCCAGGAGAAAUCCUCCACCUCCUCCAUCCCAGCCAGCCCCAAAACUAAACCCAGCUCCCGUGGCUCUCCCCCAGCCUUCGACCUUCUACGCCGUAUCACCUUACCCCCCAAUUCCUCCCAGAACAGGCCAACCCUACCCAAGUGCUACACCCGCCUAUCCCUUCUUAUCUCAGUACCCACCCGCUUUGCCACAGAGGCCCCCAUCCAGCGUGGCCCCGCAGCCCGGAUUCAUCAUUCAGUGAAUGAACUCCGCUGCCAGUGUGUGCCAAGGACAAUUCACCACUGGAGCUCCUCGAAGAACAACGGUCCGUGGCGUUCACCGUCUUCGAUUCUUGAUCAACCCCCACACAGACCUGAGAUGUUUAGCUGAUGGGUAAUAACGUGAUAUUUGCAUAGCGCUCAAUCAGCACUCCAAACAACAAGAACAUCACUCGGAGAAUUCGGUCUCCGUUCACUCCACCCGGCAGAGUGUCCACGGAAGAAGGGCCCAGUGGAGCCCACAGUGGACACGAGCUGCUCAGCUCGUCCUCUUAUUAGCACUUUUUUUUUUGUUUUUUUUUUUGUUCUCUGCAGGCCUAUUAAUGUUUGGUCUCUCCUUUCCCUGCAGGCGUGUUCCUCACACACGUGUCCCAUGUGCGGCAGUCAAAUAUUACUGUUUAUAUAUGCAAACAAAGAGACCAUAUUUACUGUGUUUUGUCAGAAUAUAUUCUUGGAAAAAGCAUCUAUGCUGUGAUUUUAUUUUAUUUUUCCCCCCCCCCAAUACAAGUUCACAUGAUAUUUGGGAAAUACAUUCAAUUUGAGCAUUUGCUUUAUGUUAAUGCUAAAUAGUCUAGACUGAUCGUGUGCAAAGGAGAACUUUGUUUGAAUCAACAUUUAAUGUGUGUCCCGGAUCUGCCUUGUCAAGACGGCCGACCUCGUACUUGGGCCGUCGCAGGGCCAAAGUCCAAAGAGACUUGAGAAGAUUGGUGGCUGAACUAUUUGGAUGAAUCGUUUGGGCUUUUAGACUCCUGUUGAAGUUGAAGGAGUCGUGAAAGACCAUCAGUGCUCGUACUUUUGUGUCUUCUUUGGCUUUUAUGCUCGUUCAUUUUGUCCUCCGUUCAUAUUCAGUGCUCUUACACGUACUUGUUUUUCACAUCACUCCGUAGGAAAGUUGUUUUUUUUAGUGUAAAUGACACCUUUUGUGUUUCUGAUGUGAACGUAAAACACAUACAAACCCUGUUUCCAUAUGAGUUGGGAAAUUGUGUUAGAUGUAAAUAUAAACGGAAUACAAUGAUUUGCAAAUCCUUUUCAACCCAUAUUCAGUUGAAUGCACUACAAAGACAAGAUAUUUGAUGUUCAAACUCAUAAACUUUUAAUUAACUUAGAAUUUCAUGGCUGCAACAUGUGCCAAAGUAGUUGGGAAAGGGCAUGUUCACCACUGUGUUACAUCACAUUUUCUUUUUAACAACACUCAAUAAACGUUUGGGAACUGAGGAAACUAAUUGUUGAAGCUUUGAAAGUGGAAUUCUUUCCCAUUCUUGUUUUAUGUAGAGCUUCAGUUGUUCAACAGUCCGGGGUCUACGCUGUCAUAUUUUACGCUUCAUAAUGUGCCACACAUUUUCGAUGGGAGACAAGUCUGGACUGCAGACGGGCCAGGAAAGUACCGGCACUCUUUUUUUUUUUUUUUUUUUUUUUUACGAAGCCACGCUGUUGUAACACGUGCUGUAUGUGGCUUGGCAUUGUGUCUUGCUGAAAUAAGCAGGGGCGUCCAUGAAAAAGACGGCAUAUGUUGUUCCAAAACCUGUAUGUACCUUUCAGCAUUAAUGGUGCCUUCACAGAUGUGUAAGUUACCCAUGCUUUGGGCACUAAUACACCCCCAUAUCAUCACAGAUGUUGGCUUUUGAACUUUGCGUCGAAAACAGUCUGGAUGGUUCGCUUCCUCUUUGGUCCGGAUGACACAAUGUCGAAUUUUUCCAAAAACAAUUUGAAAUGUGGACUCGUCAGACCACAGAACACUUUUCCACUUUGCAUCAGUCCAUCUUAGAUGAUCUCGGGCUCAGAGAAGCCGGCGGGGUUUCUGGAUGUUGUUGAUAAAUGGCUUUCGCAUUGCAUUUGUAGAGUUUUAACUUGCACUUACAGAUGUAGCGACAAACUGUAUUUAGUGACAGUGGUUUUCUGAAGUGUUCCUGAGCCCAUGUGGUGAUAUCCUUUAGAGAUUGAUGUCGGUUUUUGAUACAGUGCCGUCUGAGGGAUCGAAGGUCACGGUCAUUCAAUGUUGGUUUCCGGCCAUGCCGCUUACGUGGAGUGAUUUCUCCAGAUUCUCUGAACCUUUUGAUGAUAUUAUGGACCGUAGAUGUUGAAAUCCCUAAAUUUCUUGCAAUUGCACUUUGAGAAACGUUGUUCUUAAACUGUUUGACUAUUUACUCAUGCAAUUGUGGACAAAGGGGUGUACCUCGCCCCAUCCUUUCUUGUGAAAGACUGAGCAUUUUUUUGGGGAAGCUGUUUUUAUACCCAAUUAUGGCACCCACCUGUUCCCAAUUAGCCUGCACACCUGUGGGAUGUUCCAAAUAAGUGUUUGAUGAGCAUUCCUCAACUUUGUAUCAGUAUUUAUUGCCACCUUUCCCAACUUCUUUGUCACGUGUUGCUGGCAUCAAGUUCUAAAGUUAAUGAUUGUUUGCAAAGAAAAAAAGUUUAUCAGUUUGAACAUCAAAUAUGUUGUAUUUGUAGCAUAUUCAACUGAAUAUGGGUUGAAAAGGAUUCGCAAAUCUUUGUAUUCCGUUUAUAUUUACGUCUAAGACAAUUUCCCAACUCAUAUGGAAACAGGGUUUGUACAAACCACAUUUUAUUCAAGCCUUGUAAAAUUAUAAAGGAUUUUUCCAUGUGAGAAGAAUAUCAAUGGACUCGUUAACUGCUGUUCACUGUUGAAGAGCCACCAGUGCCUAGACGGGUCGGGACUUUGACCAGGUUCCUGCUGACCGCUCCGUUUCCCUGGUCCUAGACUCCGGAACGAUGCCAUUGAGCGUGUGCCAGUGUGACUUCAUCCGGCUUUGUGGCGACCGGUGCUUGUCGAUGUAGGCCAGACCUCCAUUAGUACCGCAUGUCUUUAGAUCUACUUUGUGAAAUAACAAGUCUCUGAAAUGCCACACCUUUGUCGCGUUUACCCCGAGAUAAGAACACAUCACCUGGACUGGGAUGUCGGCUAAAUCAUCCAUGACAUGAACCCAGGAGUGAUGAUGUCGUGCAUGCCUUUUGUGUUCAGUCUGAAUAUUCCUAAUACCCUUUUUUUUUUGUUGUUUGUUUUUGCUUGUUAAUCUGGUUUGACGGGUUAUCUGUAACUAGUGUUUAUAUGUGCUCGGUGAUAUUUUUUUAGUGCUGUUAUAGGUGUUUACUAAAUGGAAUUUUUUUGUUGUUGCUAUUUUUAAGUUCAAUAAAUCUCAAAAGUUG
Molecule: messenger RNA, 4105 nt
Organism: Nerophis ophidion (straightnose pipefish)
Lineage: Eukaryota; Metazoa; Chordata; Actinopteri; Syngnathiformes; Syngnathidae
Gene: vps37ba
Product: VPS37B subunit of ESCRT-I a
Exons: 4
Coding region: 85-924 (279 amino acids)
Biological process (GO): ubiquitin-dependent protein catabolic process via the multivesicular body sorting pathway; protein targeting to vacuole; protein targeting to membrane
Cellular component (GO): ESCRT I complex
Source: RefSeq, a predicted model, not a curated record